AUGUGGGCCCCAUAUACACAUGGGGGACCCAAGGGCACCAAGGGGCCCCAGGGGGCCCCCAAGGGGGGCCUCCCUCGUAGUCUUAGGGUAAUUUCUCUGUUGCCCCCCAAGAGGCAGACCCCUAUCAGCAGCAAAGCAACAGCUAAACCAGCUGCCUAUACACCCCGUGGCAUAGAUAUAGGCAGCAGCCCUGCAGUACCUCCUCUCCUUCCCCUGCUGCAGCAGCAGCAGCAGCAGCAACAGCAGCAGCAGCAAAAGGAGCAACAGCAAAAGGAGCAACAACAGCAGCAACAGCAGCAACAAGAGCAGCAGAAACAGCAACAGCAGCAGCAGCAACAACAGCAGCAGGAGCAGCAGCAGCAGCAGCAGCAACGAAAACAACUUUCGCCUUUUGUCUCCACUCCUUUGCUGCCAGAGACUGCCCCAGUACCUGCUGCAGCAGCAGCAGCAGCAGCAGGACCGCAGCCUCCAAAGAAGCCUUCAGGCGCUUUCCCCAAUAUUGAGUCUGCUGUUGCUAAAGAAGAAGAAGAGGAGCAGCAGCAGCAGCAGCAGAAAAAGGAGGAGGAGAAGCAGCAGCAGCAGCAGAAGGCAGCAGAGCCAAAGGUCUCCUCCCCCAAAGAGCAGCAGCAAAAAGAAGCAGGGGCCCCCAAAGCAGCAGCAGCAGCAGAAGAGGGGCCCCCCAAGUCCCCACCGAGAAAUGAUGGCUAUGUAGCGAUGUAUAUAUCUCAUAUAAAGUCAUUAAAAGGGACAGAGACAAACCCUCGGACAUUCCAAGUUGUUCUUCAUACAUCUAAGGAAGAUCCAGUUGCUCUUGUAAGGGUUUAG
This is a messenger RNA of Eimeria maxima, 825 nucleotides long. RefSeq names its product neurofilament triplet M protein, putative. The record is from RefSeq and is a predicted model, not a curated record. NCBI's taxonomy places the organism in Eukaryota, Apicomplexa, Conoidasida, Eucoccidiorida, Eimeriidae. The coding region runs from base 1 to 825 and encodes 274 amino acids. The transcript is spliced from 5 exons.